AUGCUACCUGCACGAACACCAACGGAUCCUGUCUGUGAAUGCCGCCCUAGAUUUAAUGGAAAUGGUCGAAUCUGCACAGGUGAAUUUAAACUAUUUGCUAAAAUAUUUAGAAUAUUCCUGCUCGAGUCUAACCUGAAGCUGCUGAGGUGGCCAUGUUAUUAGUUUGUCAUAUAAAAACGAUACUGGUUCUGUCUUGAGUCUGCCUGGGGCUGUCCUUAAAUGCGCUGUCUGAGAAAAAAGGAGCUCAAAUUCGGAUCCUGCUGAAUUCCUCUGGAUCUCCAAUUUUACUGUUUUAGCCUCAAAGCCUUAAAGUAGUUUAAGACAUGCCAUGUUACAGUAUUUAAUUCUUCUUUGCCUAAAAACACUGGAGGUACGUUUGAGCUAUCUACAAUCGAGUGAGUGAAUAAUAGACUAAUAAUAGCUUGCAUGCUAUAUAAGUCGAUCCUUAGCGUUAAACAAAGCAAUUUUAGCAAGAACUAUUGUCCUACCAGUGGAAAUGGACGAAACUGCACAGGUGAAUUUAAUUUCUUCGCUAUAAUAUUUUGAAUAGUCCUGCAUGACAUGUUCGACCACAGCGCCGCACCAUUCAGCCGCGUUGCAAGACAAUUAGAUAAUCUAUUACUCAUAACUCGCUAUGAUUUAAACAGCCGUUUCUCAAAUUAAGAAACUCUUAGGAAAAAUCCCUGACUUUCAAAUGAACACUUUGGUGACUAAUGUAUUUUUUUUCUUCUCUGAAAUUAACCAUAUCACAGUUUGUGUUGUUAAAGUAACAGACUGCACUUUCUAUCGGUUUACCAGCGUGGAUUAAUUGAAAUGAAAAUGGUCAAAACUGCACAAGUGAAUUUAAACUCUUUGCUUUAAUAUUUGGAAUAUUCCUGCUCGAAUCUAACCUGAAGUUGCUGAGGUGGCCACUGUCCGCCGCAUUGUUAGUUUGUCACAUAUAAACGAUACUGAUUGAGCCUUAAGUCUUCCUAGACCUGUCCUCUGAUGCCCUGUCCGAGAAAGAAGGAGCUCAAAUUCGGAUCCAGCUGAAUCCAUUUGGAUCUUUAACAUCACUGUUUGAGCCUCUUCGAGUAAUGAUAUCCUACACAUGUGCUACUUGACCCCUUGAUUAAUGCAUCGUCAAUUUUCUUGCUAAGUACCAGUUUCACCGCUUUUUGGCAAGCUUCCAGAAUUGUAUGACAUUAAAGAAAUUCUUGAAAGAUUGAUUUUAAUAAUUUCAGUCCUUUUGCAAUUGUCAUUUCACUUUGCAGCCGAUCCUUGCUUUGAUUAUAAAAACCUGAGAGAAGUCAGUAGAGAGAUAAGUUACAAUACACCUUUCGGUUCAGAGUUGUGUGACUACCAACUCUCUGAGGGAUGGUAUCCUUCUGCGGGAGCUGCAGGAAAAAAAAUGCUAACAACGCGUGUGCCAGCAUUCAGAUGUGGUACAAAAUGGUCAAGCUGGUUGAAUGGUGCUCAUCCUACAGUGGAAGAUGGUGAGGUUCAAAGGACGGUCUGCUUUAGUGAUCGCUCUACUGGUUGCAAAUACUCAAACGAUAUUAUUGUAAAAAAAAGUGGAUCCUGCUUAAUCUACAAACUUUUUCACCCACCUGGUUGUGAAUCACGCUUCUGUGGUACAGACUGA
Pocillopora meandrina is the source of this 1624-nucleotide messenger RNA. The record is from the annotation of a GenBank genome assembly. Lineage: Eukaryota; Metazoa; Cnidaria; Anthozoa; Scleractinia; Pocilloporidae.